Messenger RNA from Asparagus officinalis (garden asparagus), 351 nucleotides. RefSeq names its product 60S acidic ribosomal protein P0-like. Gene Ontology annotation, biological process: cytoplasmic translation; ribosomal large subunit assembly. Gene Ontology annotation, molecular function: large ribosomal subunit rRNA binding; structural constituent of ribosome. Bases 1 to 351 code for a protein of 116 amino acids. Gene Ontology annotation, cellular component: cytosolic large ribosomal subunit. The transcript is spliced from 2 exons. The record is from RefSeq and is a predicted model, not a curated record. Lineage: Eukaryota; Viridiplantae; Streptophyta; Magnoliopsida; Asparagales; Asparagaceae.
AUGUGGCCAUCAAGGAUAAAAUCUCUCUCAUGUGGGCUCGCGAUUCUCUCUGUCUAUGACAAUGGAUCUGUCUUAAGCCCAGAGGUAUUCAACCUCAUAGCGGAUGACCUCGUUGACAAGUUUGCAGCUGGUGUUUCUAUGGUUGCUUCGCUAUCCUUCGCUCUCUCUUACCCAACCCUUGCAGCGGCGCAUCACAUGUUCGUCAAUACUUACAAGAACGUCCUUGUUGUUGCUGUUGUUCCUAUUGCAUCUGCUAGGAAUGUUGCUGUUCCUGCCUCCAAGGAAGUAGAGAAGAAGGACGAGCCUGUCGAUGAGUCUAACGAUGACUUGGGAUUUGUUUCGUUUGAUUAA